CCCCAGGGCUCAGGUUUCUUGGAGUCUUGAAACAUGUGGUAAACUGUGGUCCACAUGUAGUCCCAACAUUGUUCAUUCUUUGUACAGAUGACUCGUGUAACAGAUGUAGCAGGUGGGGUUUGGGAUGGUGGGAGAGCCCUUAUGUGUAUGUCCAUGUUGAUUUUACUGUGUUGAUUGUUUUUGUGCUAUUGUAUUGUUUAAUUUAUUAUCGUUAUUAUUGUUAAUGUAGUUUGUUUUGUUUAAAUGUUGUCAUUUUUAUGUUUUGUGCCUGAGGACCCCUUCAAAAACAAGAUGGUGCAUCUCAAGGGGUUCAUCCUCUAAUUAAAUUCUGAAAUAAAUAAAUAUUCAGGCCGAUAAGGUUAUUUCUUGGAGUAUAUACUGAAUUUGCUGUAAAUAUUUACAUGACACUGAAUAAUAUCCAUUUUUUCUUUCUUUUUUUAAACUUUAGCUUUCAAGAGAUGAACGUGUCAGCUGCCAAUGUGUCAGUUGUUUUACAGUAUCGAGACUCCUUCACUAAAGCUGUGACCAAGAAUGUAAUUGUUGUGGUUCUCGGGAUCUCCAUCAACUACAUCAAUGCCAGCCUCAUUCACACCUUUCGCAAACACGAGGUCAGGUAUUCCUUUAGUGACGUGUAAACACUAAAAAUGAAUUUACAUCAAUGACAUGUAACCACUAAUAAUGAUUUUACCAAAGAAAUUAUCAGAUGAUUGUGAAAUUGUGCUCUUUUAUGUCACCCACUGGCUUACAAAGGGAGGUUCCUAAAUCAGGAGUUUGGGUUAGCUUUGAGUUUCGACUUUGGGGUUUUGUGUGGGUUUAGUUCGUUCUAAAAUCCUAAUGUGAACAUAAAUGAAUGAAUGAACUUUCACCUUUUUCAUAAAGCAUGACAUCAUGACUUCUUGUUGGGGAGCUGGAGAGUAGAUUUUUUUGUUUUGUUCUAGCCAAUCGGUAGCAAGUGACACACCCAUCCUGCAGAUGUCAUUUUCCAUGGGAAAGAAGCUGGGGACUUGAUUGUUAAGAGAAGUCAACUUGACACUUUUCAUAACAAUGGAAAACAUUUUAAGAAUUUUAGAAUUCUGCAAGUCGAGUAACCAUACAGCUGCAUCAAUCUCAUCAAUGCCUGUGACAUUAUUGUGGCCAGUGAGGUCAGUAACAGGUAGCAGGAAGAUGAGGUCUCCAUUCUUAAUCCCACCUACAAAGUUCUGAUUGGUUGGCUGUUUAUCAAUCCAGCAAAAACAGCCAUCAAUAAGCACAACACCAGAUCUGUAUGAGCCACUGCAUAAAUCAGAGGUGUGGGCAGUGACUCAGAGGCCUGGUACCAGGCUAGGAGCUUAGCUGAAGGAAAAAAGUUUGCUGCACCAUUAAUAAGUAUUUACAUGAAAAUCUCAUUGAAAUGAAAAUAAGAUAUUCAGCAGAUAGCUAAGGGGGGUAGCUGACGAAUGAAAAUGACAACUAGCAGAUACUGAGAGGUCUCUCAUUUCACUCUUGAGCAUAUGAAAUCCCUUUUUCAAGCUCAAAACUCUAUCCUCAGACUCCCAGAAUUUGCAAAUGUUUUCAAAGCUUUUCUCCCUUUGCCUUUACUUUUCUUUCCCAACAUCUAGAUCUUCUACAUGAAUCCCCGGUAUAUCCUUUUUAUUCACCUGGUGGUCAACGACAUGAUUGUAGUGACCCUGACCGUCAUCCUGUUCAUCGUCAGCUACACCCUCUACAAAAUAAAUGUCUCCGUCUGCUGCAUCUACGUCCUGUUUCUUAUUUUCACCACUGAAAACACUCCUCUGAACCUGGCCUGCAUGGCAGUGGAGUGCUAUAUCGCCAUCUGUCUUCCUCUUCGCCACACACAAAUCUGUACCGUCAAGAGAACGUUAAUGCUGAUUGGUUUAAUCUGGACGACAAGCAUCAUCUCUGGUAUUCCUGAUCUCUUCAUCACCUUAGCCACAGAGCCGCUGGACUUCUUUCAUUCCCGAGUCUUCUGCCUCAGAAAAAAUGCCUUCCCACAUCCUCUCCUUGUUAAGAAGAGGGACAUCACAUAUAUAACAUUUCUAGUUAUAGUCUGGAUCACCAUCUUUUACACUUACUUUAAGAUCCUGUUCACUGCAAACACAGAUGCAAAGAAAGCCAGGAACACCAUCCUCCUCCAUGGGUUUCAGCUGCUGCUGUGUAUGUCUUCAUAUGCAACAGCUCUGUUGAAAGAUGCUCUGCAGCGAUGGUUCCCUAAGAAUUAUGCAGACUCCCUCUUUGCUAUCUACAUUAUAGUACAGAUCCUGCCACGAUCCAUUAGUCCAAUCAUAUAUGGCAUACGAGACAAUACUUUCAGGAAGUACCUGAAAAGGCAUCUAUUGUGUAAAGUCAACAAACCAUAAGCAACCAUUCAUAGAGUAUAAUUGAGUCUCUCAAGGUAAACCUUUAGUCAUCUACAAGAUUUCCUGAGCACACUCAUCAGUCCAUACAACUUAGCCUGUGCACUUCUUCCCAUCACACUCUUGAGUUUGAGAGUCUAAAGUUCAGCCAGACACACAGCUGUUAUACAUUUUUGUAAAUCCAGCCACCCAUCCGCUUAUCUGGGACCGGGUUGCAGUGGCAUCAGACUGAACAAAGAAACCCAGACAUCCUUCCUCCUGAGAGAUCCCACAGUAUGCCCAGGCCAGAAGAGAUAUGUAAUUCCUCCAGCAUGUUCUGGUUCUUCCCUGGGGUCUCUACCAGUCAGACAUUCCUGGAACACCUCCAGAGGAAGGAGUCCAGGAGCCAUCCCAACCAGGUGCCCAAACCACCUCAGCUGGCUCCUUUUGAUGUGAAGGAGCAGUGGCUCUACUCCAAGCUUCUCACCCUAUCUCUAAGGCAGACACCCUUCAAAGGAAACUCAUUUCGGCCACUUAUGUCUGUGAUCUCAUUCUUUCAGGCACUACCCAAAGCUUGUGACCAAAGGUAAGGGUUGGGAUGUAGACCGACUGGUAAAUUGGGAGCUUUGCCUUCUGGCUCAGCUCUUUCUUCACCACAGUGGUCUGGUACAAAGCCUGCUACACCAAUCCGCCUGUCGACCUCAUGCUCCAUCUUACCCUCACUUGUGAACAACACCCUGAGAUACAUGAACUCCUUCACUUGGGGCAGCAAUUCACUCCCAAUCCAGAGGGAGCAGCAUUUGGAGGUCCUGACUCUCAUCCCGACCGGUCACAGUGUGUUAAAGCCAACAGAACCACAUCAUCUGCAAAAAGCAGAGAUGCAAUCCUGAGAUCCCCAAACAGGACACUCAACUUACCCCUGCUGUGCCUCGAGAUUGUGUCCAUGAAAAUCAAAAACAGAAUUGGUGACAAGGGACAACCCUGGUGGAGUCCAACACCCACUGAAAAUGAGUCUUACUUACUGCCAAGAAUGCAGACAUAGCUCUCACUUCGGUUAUAUAAGGAUCAAAUGGCUAGCAGCAAUAGCCCUCAUACCCCAUACUCCCACAGCACCACCCACAAGGUGCCCCGAGGGACAUGGUCGUAAGCCUUCUCCAAGUCCAUAAAGCACAUGUAGACUGGAUGAACAAACUCCCAAGACCCCUCAAGUAUCCUUGCAAGGGCGAUGAGCUGGUCCACUGUUCCACAGCCAGGACGGAAUCAGCAUUGUUCCUCCUGAUUCUGAGGUUUGACAAUUGGCUGGAGCCUCCUCUCCAACACCCUGAUGUAAGCUUUCCCUAGUAGUAGUGUGAUCCCCCGAUAGUUGGAGCACACCCUCCAGUCCCCUUUUUUGAAAACCACCCCAAUCUGCCAGUCAACGGGCACUAUCCCUGAUCUCCAUGCGACACUAAAGAGGCAUGCCAGCCAUGACAGUCCAACAAUGCCCAGAGCCUUCAACAACUCAGGGCGAAUCUCAUCCCCACCUGGUGCCUUGUCAUUGAGGAGCUUUUUGACUACCUCAGAGACCUCUGCCAGGGAUAUGACUGAGGCUUCCCCCAAGUCAUCCAAUGCUGCCUCCUCAACAGAGGGCCUUUUGGUCAUAUAAAUCCAAACUCAUAAAUGUAUAUGUGCAUGGCACAUGCAGAUUGAAGCUGUAUGUCAAGUUAUUCAGUGUUCAUGAAAUAUUGUUGUACAAGACAUAAAAUAUAGUAACUACAAGUUUGAUCAAAACAGAAAAACUAAAAUUGGUCUUUGUUUAGUUUAUGGAAAUUACAGCAAAGAAGCAGUCUAUAGUUUCUGUCCAAUGACAGUAACUGAAAUAUCUUAAUAUAAUGUAUCCUAAUUAACAUUGUUUUAUUCAUAAAGAUCUUACUUGUGAAACGAAGUGUGACAACUUGAGUUUUGCUGCUGCACUCAUAUGAAACACAUUCAGAGAAACAUUCAAGUUGACUAACCUGUCUUAUUUUUUUCCAAUUUAAGUUCAGCUGAGGUUACAAAAAUAAUUUCCUGUGUUUGAAUGUCACUUUCAGAUCAUCAGAAUUACUUUUUAAAGUACCUUUGGUAUUAAUGAAUGUAUCGUAUAAACUUGUUUUGUGUGGGCCAGCAGUGGAAUAGCCAUAACUGAUUACAUAACUUAUUAUGAAUUUUUGUUAUUUGUUAUUUCUGGAACUCAAAAUGUCAUAAAGCUGCGCUUGUACAUUUAGCCUCAUAGUGUCAAGUUUAGUUUAGCUAGUUUGCACAUUUAAGUUUGUGCAGGCAAAUUAGAUUUUCCAGUUCUGUCAUUUCUCCAUCAUCUCAGACUCCAGCUGUGGCCAUGGUGUCUCAAAAAGUAAUGCAGCUGCAGGCUAACGGUAAGCUAAGCUAUGUUGUCUUUGAAUGUUUUUGUGUUUUUUCCCUCCGGACAUGCGCAAGUAGGCAGGGGUGAAGAGAAAAAAAAAUACUGGGAGAAUCGUCUAUCCUGCUUUUGAUUUUGAAGGUCAAAAUUGAAUUGUUUACUUGUUUACUAAUUUUGAGUUUGUCUGCACUGCUGACAUCUUCCAAACAGCCAUUUUCAUAGCAGCUAUAGUGAGUUUGUUAUGCCAUUCGUUGGGUGUGAGGUGGAUGGUAUCACAAGAAAAGUGAUGAUGAUGCAUAAUUGCAACUGCAAAAUAUGACGAUACACACACACACUCACAAAUAUACUUGCAUGCACACAAGCAUACCUACAUAAGACCUAACAUGCAAACACACACCCCUGAAUCCUGAGAUGUCUAAUAAACACACCACAUAUAAAGUCAUUUUCUGGAGCCAUUAUGUUGACGUGCUGGUCUAACUGCAUUAACUGAGGUAAGUUCCACUUACUGUACUCUUAAAUAUGAAAAAUGUUACGUGAAGUAUUAGAAGUGAUAAUGAAAUAUUUUCAUCAGUUAAUCCAUGUUCCUCUAUCAUUGCUUUUCACUGAUAAUGUAUAUUAUCUGAUAGUCAUAUAGGUCUGUUUGCUGUGCAUAAACUGCAAAGACAUCACAAGCCUGUUGGUGAUGUUUUUUAAUUUCUAUCACUGUUUAAUGUGAUAAGUUUUCCCACAGUCAUAUUUCUAAAACACCAAUUUAAUUCUGUUGGACAAGACAAUAAGAAAUUCUUUACAACUGAAAUAUAAACAAUUUUUAAAGUGAGAUGAGUGAGAUGCAGUUAAAAAAAAACCUUGGCUGAUAAAAUUACUGUGACAAACGGUUCAACUGACUGAAUGAUUAUCUUCUUUCCAAUAAUUGACAUGUUGUGGUUAUGCUGUUUUUUCCAUCACGACACUUUCAUUGCAUGGCUAUAAAUGUUUUAAUUUCAAUUCCAGUGAGUAAAAUAUAGAUUUUUAUAUUUUAGGUUUAUGCUCUUUUCUUCUGCCUUAGGUGAGUUCUUCUUUCUCUUGUGUUGUUAUCACUGAGUGGCUCUCAGCAGAAUUAAUCUACACAAAUUUUAACUCACAACACAGGUUCUGAAAUCUUCAGUAGUGUCAAGUUUCUUCUGAUGAUUUGGUUGAUUGAAAUUCAUUCACAUUUAUCAUUAUUCAAAGCAUUAAACUGAUAGAUGUUAAAUACUAAAUUAUUCUUAUUCAUUAGUAUGCUGUUGCACCAGCUAUAUGUAAGUUCAAAUGUUUCUUAGUUUGAAGAGUUAAGAUACACUAUCAGAUUUACACCUCACCCAAGCGGGUGUAAGUAGUAAGAGGCAGAUAUAAAUUUUAAGAAAGGGUAGCUAAAAGACAUUUUCCUUCAUUACACUGUAUAUGAAUAAUGUAGAUUUUUUUUUUUACUGUGAAAAUUUUCAUGAUCUAUUUUAAAUAGUGUAUGUCUUAGACUCUAUAGGCCUAUGCUGCUCCUCAUAAUAGUGAGUUAGUUAGUUAUGUGAAUAAUUUUAUGUUAAUAAUAAAAUACUAUUGUAAUGGUGAAACAUUUGUCAGACAUAAAAUCUUCCACAAAAAAGCUUCCUAAUGAUGAAGUGAUUGACACUUUUCACCAUUUUCUGACAUUUUAUAGAUCAAACAAGUCAUCUAUUAAUCGAGAAAAUAAUCGACAGAUUAAUCAUUAGUUGCAGCACUAAAUUUUACUGAAAGGUGUAGUCCUUAAGUAAUCAUAUAAUGAACAAUAAAACAUGAAAUGGACAUAAUGCUCUACAUUGUAGUUGUGUUUCAUCAGACAAUAUGUUCUUAAAUUAAAUGAACCAACAGACCACCUCUCUUUAUACGCAUGGAACAAUUCGCUCUGAGCCUCAUGUAUAUUACUUUGUAAUCUGUUUUUUAUAUUUAAAAUAAAUACUUCACCACUCUAAUCCAAGAGCGUCCAUGAAACAUACCCCAGUUAAAGAGCUUUCUAAGUAGCUCCUGUUCAAAAGUCUUGGUGUAAGUGUAAAAUGUAUGGUGUUACAGUUCAGAUGUUCACAAAAUCCCCAAAUGCCAGACGCAUAAUCUGAAACACAACACACGGGUUGUAUUGUUGUGUAAAGGUACAGAAUAUAAAGUCAAGAGACACCUUCAUGGAAAUAUAAUGAUUCACAUACCUGUGUUGUGUAAAGUUUGCAUGUACCUUAAUGACCCAAAUACAAGAUCAUGUAAUAAUGUCCCCUUCUCUCUGACUUAAUAAAGUCAUUAAAGAAACAGUAUUUACAGGAUGUAAAUGUUUUCUCUUUAACAUGAUAUCCAAUGGAUUUAUCAUGUUUUGAGUUAUGAUUUGUUAAAUUCUCAAUUAGUCAAUUAAUUAUUUAUUCAAUGAAAUGUUAAAAAGUAGUGAAAAAAUGUCAAAUGUUAAAGAUAUUCAAUUCAUUGUCAUAUAUGUGACUAUGAAAAACAGCCACGUUUGAGAAGCUGGUACCACCAAAUUUUUGGCAUUUUUGCUUGAAAAAAUGACUGAAACAAUAAUCGAUUAUCAAAAUAGUUACAGAUUAAUUGUUUGAUGAUCGACUAAUCAAUUAAUCGACAGUCGUUGUAGCUCUAGAAAAAUGGAAUUAAAUUUUGAAAAGCUCCAUCUUGAAGAGGGUUGAUGAUAUUAGAUAAUACACUUAUCAGCUGGGGGUGCACAAAAAAAUCGAUUCACAUAAGAAUCGCGAUUCUAUCUCUGUCGAUUCACAUUUUUCAGUUUUGCCAUGACGCUGUUUUCCAUUUUUUCCUGACAUGAAUAAGCUCGCUAAAUCCCAUAGAUGGCGCAAUGACGCCGCCCCGGACCCAAAUCCGGUGGCAAGAAGGAAGUGAAGUGUGUGUCAUGGAGAGGCUGCAAGCAAUGGAGUACCUGACAGAAAAACAAAUACAACCUGGUCCAUCGGCUAUGAAGGAAAUCAUUUGGACAUAUUUUGGAUUUUCUUAUCUCGAAGGGAAGAAGGAGCUUAAUGCCAUUAUCAGGCGCUGCAACGCACUUCCGCAGGUUUGUGCCAUUGUGGGCUUAUUUAUUUGUAACCGCUGUGAAACAGUCAGAAAAUAACGUUUUAUUGAUCUGAUUCACCAGCUUCCUCACUAACGUUACCAGCACUCCCUCUCCUCAUACACUCUCUAGCUCGCUUGACAACUGCUUCUCUCUCUCAUCUUUUUGAAAUGAGUCAGGAAGCCCUCA
Molecule: messenger RNA, 7939 nt
Organism: Thunnus maccoyii (southern bluefin tuna)
Lineage: Eukaryota; Metazoa; Chordata; Actinopteri; Scombriformes; Scombridae
Product: odorant receptor 131-2-like
Exons: 1
Coding region: 1608-2357 (249 amino acids)
Biological process (GO): G protein-coupled receptor signaling pathway
Cellular component (GO): membrane
Molecular function (GO): G protein-coupled receptor activity
Source: RefSeq, a predicted model, not a curated record